Danio rerio (zebrafish) is the source of this 2019-nucleotide messenger RNA. It is a transcript of the gene ppox, whose product is annotated as protoporphyrinogen oxidase. Gene Ontology annotation, molecular function: protoporphyrinogen oxidase activity, oxygen as acceptor; oxidoreductase activity. Gene Ontology annotation, biological process: porphyrin-containing compound biosynthetic process. Gene Ontology annotation, cellular component: mitochondrial inner membrane. NCBI's taxonomy places the organism in Eukaryota, Metazoa, Chordata, Actinopteri, Cypriniformes, Danionidae. The record is from RefSeq and is marked validated.
UACUGAGGACCCUUAUGUCACUGAGUAGCACCUGAAAUCGCGCUGUCCAAAUUACAUUAUUAUAUGCAGACUUUAGUCAGUCUUGUCACAGGUGUGGAAGUGUGUGGAGCUGAAUGCAGAAGGUUGUAGCAGUGCUUGGUGGGGGGAUUGGUGGUCUGUCAGCCUGUCACCACCUCAGCAAGAGCCCUAAUGUUUCCAAGAUUGUGCUGCUUGAGGGGUCUGGGCGAUGUGGAGGUUGGCUGAGCUCCGUACGGAGGGAUGACGGGGCUGUAUUUGAGCAAGGACCACGAGGGGUGCGACCUGGAGGUGCUGUCGGACGAAACACUCUCAAUAUGGUCUCAGAGUUGGGUCUUGAGUCGGAACUCUUGCCAAUUACGAGUGAUCAUUUGGCAUCUCAGAACCGCUUCUUGUAUGUUAAAGGACAGCUGCACAAGAUGCCUUCAGGACUUGGUGGGGUUCUCCGCACCAUCCCUCCUUUCUCCCGUCCUAUAAUCCAGAGUGUUUUGAAGGAGUUAGUGAUCAGUAAAGGGACAGAAGAGGACGAAUCUGUGCAUGCAUUUGUGUCCAGACGGCUGGGCUCUGAGCUGGCAGAUAUAGCCAUAGACUGCCUGUGUAGAGGAGUGUUUGCUGGAGACAGCAGACAGUUGAGUGUGCGCUCCUGCUUUCCUCCUCUUUAUGAAGCAGAGCAGGCACGCGGGUCCAUCGUGCUGGGCAUGCUGAUGGGUUCAGGUGCUGGUCCUAAAGUAGUCCCUUCAGGCUUGGCAAAGAGAGCAUCUAAAGAGUCCUGGACUCAGUGGUCUCUAAAGAGGGGCAUGCAGACCCUUCCAGAAGCCUUGGAGGAUUCGCUGAGGAGGCGAAAUGGAGUGGAGCUUCACCAUCAUGCCAAAGUGAAACGUCUAAACGUGGACAGCACAGGCUGGGAGAUCAAACUAGAUGAUGGCACCUCUUUAAAAGCUGAUCAUGUGAUUUCUACUUUACCUGCAUCAGCUUUGGCCUCAGUGCUGCCUCCUGCUGCUCAAACCCUGUCAGAGCAGCUGCGGUCCAUCGCUUCAGUGAACGUGGCUCUGGUCAAUCUGGAAUAUGAAGGCUUCAUCCUCCCAGUUACUGGCUUUGGGCAUUUGGUGCCUUCUACAGAAGAUGCGGGAGUAUUAGGGGUGGUGUACGACUCAGUUCCUUUUCCAGAACACAAUCGCAGUGGAGGAGCGACAACUAGACUGACGGUGAUGAUGGGAGGAGCGUGGUUCGAGCAGACGUUUGGGAGUCCGGAUUUAGUAAUGGAGCAGACACUGUUGGAUCGAGCCGUUCAAGCUGUGAACUCUCACCUGAGCGUAACCUCACAGCCUGUUUGGAGCUGCGUUGCUUUACUAAAGAACUGCAUUCCACAGUAUCAUUUAGGACACUGGAAACGACUUGAAAAGAUGAGGCAAUAUAUCAGCAACCACAAUCUGGCCCUUACACUGGCGGGAGCUUCCUACGACGGUGUCUCUGUCAAUGAUGUUAUAUUUAGUGGGCGGACGGCAGCUGAGGGUCUUGUCGGAAAAAUAUGAUUUACACUAGCAUAAUGUUGACUGAGUGAGGUGAGAGGCUUUUGUUGAGAUUUGAGGUACUUGAGAGAUGUGUUUUGUGGUUCCUGAGGAGGAUCUGGAAAAUGCACAAUCAUAUAUGAACAACAUGAACCUAACAUGAAUGUAAAAAAUGCAUCUGUUUAUUUGGGAUUGAAGCACAUUUAAAAAAAAUCAUUGUCAUUAUGAUGCAGUAUGAAUUAAAUUUGUUCCAGUAAAAUUUAAUUAUCUUAAUACUGUUAAACAUGAAACAAACAAUAUGAGACAAUAUGAAAAUAUUUUAAAUUAUUAUAAUUAUUUGUACUUGUAAUCUUUUACAUUAUUACCAUGUAGUUUUUGUAAUUGUUGUUAUUUUAAUACUUAAUUUAAAGUUUUUCGUGUCUUAGAGAACUAGCCACAAUCUCCAUGCCAGCAAAUAAAACUAAUUAAAUAAAUUAAUGAUAGAAAUAUCAAGAAA